Arachis stenosperma is the source of this 408-nucleotide messenger RNA. RefSeq names its product protein PXR1-like. NCBI's taxonomy places the organism in Eukaryota, Viridiplantae, Streptophyta, Magnoliopsida, Fabales, Fabaceae. The transcript has 2 exons. The coding region runs from base 1 to 408 and encodes 135 amino acids. The record is from RefSeq and is a predicted model, not a curated record.
AUGGUGACGCGAAAAGUGAUGCAAAGGAGAGAAGAGAAAAGUAGAGGGCGACGUGAAGAGAAUGAGGAAAUGCACACGAAGGUAGAGGGAGAAGCAGAAGAAGGAAGGAAGAGCGGGAGAAGAAAAGAAGGAAGAAAGGAGGGUGGAGAGAAACGACAAUGGCAAAGGAAGAGGGAGAAAGGAAGAAAGAAGGAAGAGGAGGAGGAUGAAAGAUCUAGAAAGAGAAUGAAAAAAGAGGAGAAAAAAGAAAUUAGGGUUCAGGAUAAAGCGGAGCAGCGGCGAGAUCAAGCAGAAGCAGCGGAGAGAUCCAGCGGCCAAACGAUGACGAGCAGCGACUGCGGCGGAUUCCCUUCUCCUUUCCUUCCCCACCUUCCCUUAUCCCGCUUCUUCCCUGAACCCCUCGUGUGA